Molecule: messenger RNA, 333 nt
Organism: Priceomyces carsonii
Lineage: Eukaryota; Fungi; Ascomycota; Pichiomycetes; Serinales; Debaryomycetaceae
Exons: 1
Coding region: 1-333 (110 amino acids)
Source: RefSeq, a predicted model, not a curated record
AUGAUGCUACGACCUGGGAAAGACACCAAAGUAUUAAAUGAUCUCUUUGAAAACAAGAACUCAUUGCUGAUACCAAACGAGUUAACGUAUAAUUGCUGUCGUAACGCUGCAUGUAAGAUCUAUCGAUUAUGUCUUGUAAAUGGCGGAGAAGCAACUUACUGCCCUGGGGAAGAUACUUGGAGUAAAUGGAACCCCAGAUGGAGGGACGUUAGCGGUUGCAAUCAUGCUCUGAAUAUUUUGGCUUUCUUAUUACUCCUCGUGCAUUUUGCCGUUAACAGGUAUUCUUUCAAUAAUUAUUUACCCGAUACUAUGAAUGGUCGGAGAUCGGACUAA